Messenger RNA from Medioppia subpectinata, 855 nucleotides. Lineage: Eukaryota; Metazoa; Arthropoda; Arachnida; Sarcoptiformes; Oppiidae. The record is from the annotation of a GenBank genome assembly.
UUUUACUUUAGUUAUACUUAUAAGUUAGUAAUAGUAAUAAGUAAAACCAUGUUGAUCCCUUUAUAUUUAACACUAUACAUCGCCACUGUCACGGCUGGCAUUCCCUUCAAAGAUUGCGGUCAAUCUGAACUAAGAAGUGUUGAGGUUAGCGGUUGCACAACCAGUCCCUGUACUCUCCACAAGGGAAACGAGAUUACCAUUAAUAUUAACUACACCGCCAGUGCCGACACCAUUCAUACCACGUGGGAAUUGCACGCAAUAGUUGGCGGUCUUGAGAGGGAUUUGUCUCGACUUAUACCCAAAUUUGAUUCGGACGGCUGUCACGACACUCUCUGUCCUAUCAGAAAAGGAGAGACCAAGAUGUUUACCACCAAGCUCAUAAUUCCUGUCUCCACCCCUACACCCAUUGAGGGCGAUAUUAUAGCCAGACUUCUCGGUGAUAAAGUAACCGUGUUUUGUGGCACCGUUCAUGUAUUCGGGGCUACCCCUACACCCGAUCCAGUGUUUGGGGCCACUACAGUCGAUCCCGAUGUUAACCCCGCGUUAGCAUUGUAUAGUAAUCCAUGUUAUAUGGAGAUUAGCGCAGAUGUACAGUCAUGUGUUAAAAAUGCUACUGGAAUUGAUUUGGUGAAUAUGGAUGUGACUUCGAGCGAUGAAAAAGAAUGCUGCGUUAUUGGUGUCCUAUAUGAUUGCGCCAAUAAAAUCGGCCCAAUCAAUGGUGAAGCCAUGGCCUGCACUCGGGUUGUGGUCCCAGAGUUUGAUGAAACAAACUUAACUACUUUUGGUGUACCCGAUGUAAUGCGCCGGUGCUGUGCUUUAUCCGUGUUAUAUGAUUGUAACGAUAAUUACGGCAAG